AUGUCAGCGCAUUCUGCAGCAAUUCCGCCUUCCAGUGCUUCUACCGGGUCCUUGAUCAUUCCAAACUGGCCGACUACAAAUGCAGGACUUGCGCUGAAGAAAAUUAACCAAGGUCUCCAGAUACUGGAGGGAACCGGAGACGCCUGGGUCCAUCAAAAAGAGCAUUUCGAUCGCAUUGUUCAAGACCUCAGAAGCCUCAUCAAAGACAAGGACGGCAUUUAUAAAUCUCUCUCAGACUCUCCUCUUCGCUCAGUAACAGACCCCAAGAAGAGGCGUAAUGCUGCAAAAUUCCAUACUGAUGUCGAUCAACUCUCCGCUACUGUAAAGAGGACGUCUGCCGAAGUAUUGACCGACGCAGACCGUGAGAUCGAGGAUGGCAUAAUCAAAGCCUCACUCAUUGAGAAACUUCGGUGGCUAAAAACUGGGGCCCUUCUCAAAAUGCUGCAAGAACUGCAGGUCUACAGUGAGGAAAAACUUCUCCAACUGCAGUCGUCUAUCUCUGCAUUGAGCUUGGAGAUGGAAUCUGACCCCACAGCCAUCGAUCGCACCAUUCCGCGCCCGUUCCCUCUCCAAUUCUCUUCUCACUCAAAUCCUGCUACCCUCGACGCUGUUGGAUCGACGCCGGCUCCCGGGCCUAGUUCCCCGUCCAAAUAUGCCCAGCGUGAGGCACAGCGCCGCGUCUUCCACGUCAGAAAUGCCUGUACCCCAACAACCUCAAUUGCCGACCCGCCACCACCGUAUUUUAACCCGGACUCUUCGCCUGACAACACAAAUGCGGGCCCAUAUGCAUUCCUUGCUCGUCCAACCUCCGAAAUGCGUCGUUGCGGCGGUCUCACAGAAGCCUCCGACAUCGCUUCCGACCGGAAUCCAAGGCAUGAGCUCAUUUUUGAAAUCGACUCCCUCAUUGAUUGGGAGUGGAUUUAG
This is a messenger RNA of Mycena indigotica, 924 nucleotides long. RefSeq lists its product as uncharacterized. NCBI's taxonomy places the organism in Eukaryota, Fungi, Basidiomycota, Agaricomycetes, Agaricales, Mycenaceae. The record is from RefSeq and is a predicted model, not a curated record. The transcript is spliced from 9 exons. Bases 1 to 924 code for a protein of 307 amino acids.